Messenger RNA from Spinacia oleracea (spinach), 768 nucleotides. RefSeq lists its product as uncharacterized. The record is from RefSeq and is a predicted model, not a curated record. The coding region runs from base 96 to 407 and encodes 103 amino acids. Lineage: Eukaryota; Viridiplantae; Streptophyta; Magnoliopsida; Caryophyllales; Amaranthaceae. The transcript is spliced from 2 exons.
AAUGUUGUUUCAUAAUUACUACGUAACAAUCAUACACAAAACAAAACAAAAAAAAGAAAUAAUAAUCCCAAAUUCGUUAUCGAUAUUGUUUAAAAAUGAAGAGAUCAGCAACUCUCCCUCUAGUUCUAACGCUAUUAGUCCUCGUUAGUUUUUGCAGUACUACUUUAGGUCAGUCGUAUGCAGAUUUCUUACCUCUUUGGGAACCAUUGUUAUCCGAAGAAGCAUAUGAUGCCACAACUCCAAGCCAAGCACCCAUAGGCAACGAUGGGGAGGGUGAACCACCUUGUUUGGUGACGGCCGGUAUAUGUGAUGAUGACAAAUGCAAUGAUGAUUGCCAAAAAGAUUAUGGUCAAGAUGGAGGGUGUAUGGUGGUUCCUGAUAGGAAUAUUUGUUGCUGUGGUAUGUAAACACAUGCAUUAGGAAUUACUUACUAUCAUUUGGCCUUAUAAAAAUAACACAAUUAAAUAAACAUAUAUUUCUAUAUCAUCCGAAAUCCUCCGUCAUCCCCGGCUUACCUACCUACUCCUAUGUAUAUUCUCACAGUCUAAUAAGAGACGAGAUGUAAUAUUUUAUCCUCGUCAUCAUCAGUAAAAGUGUAAAACAACCCGGCCUCAUCCUCACAAUUUCAGGCCCUUUUAAUUUUGUAUUUCAUUCAUUUUUUAAAUAUAAUUAAAUAGUUUAAUUUGUAGUUUUGUACAACAUUGUAACUGAAAUUUACUUGCAGAUAUAAAUAUCUGAGAAUGAUAUACCCAUUACAUGUCUUGUGGA